AUGUUCAGAGCAAUUAACCUUACAUCAAAAAACGUUAGAUACUUUACAACAUCAACAGAAGAAGUUUUGUUUGAUAAAAAAGGUAAAUGUUUAAAUGUUUUAUUAAAUAGACCAAAAGCUUUAAAUGCUUUAAACCCAGGAAUGGUUAAGCUUUUAACACCAAAAUAUCAAGAAAUGAAGAAUAUGAAAGAUGGUGACAUGGUUUUAAUUAUGAAAGGUUCUGGUGAAAAAGCUUUUUGUGCUGGUGGUGAUAUCAAAGCCAUUUACGAUUAUAAAAAAGGUGUUGCCCCAUCAACUGAAAACAUUGGUGAUCUUUUCUUCCGUGAAGAAUAUAUUUUAAAUAAUUUAAUUGGUACCAAUCCAAUUCCACAAGUUUCAAUCUAUAAUGGUUUUGCAAUGGGUGGUGGUGUUGGUUUAUCAGUUCACGGUAAAUUUAGAGUUGCUACCGAUACUACUGUUUUUGCUAUGCCAGAAACAGCUAUUGGUUUCUUUUGUGAUGUUGGUGGUUCACACUUUUUACCAAAAUUAAAACAUAACUAUGGUAUGUAUUUAGCUUUAACUGGUAAUAAAUUGAAGGGUAAAAAUGUUUUAGCUUCAGGUGUUGCAACUCAUUUUAUUUCAAAUGAAAGAAUUAAAGAUGUAGAAAGCGCAUUAGAAAAUUUAAGUAAUCCAACACAUGAAAAUGUUAAAAAAGUUUUAGAUCAAGUUUGUGAUAAAAUUGAUGUUAACGACUCAUCAUUAGAAUUCAAUCAAAAUUUAGAAACUAUUGAAAGAAUCUUUGGUAAAUCAUCAGUCGAAGAAAUCUUUGAUUCAUUGGAAAAAGAAAACACUGAAUGGUCAAAACAAACUCUUAAAACUCUUAAAACCGUUUCACCAACUUCACUUAAAGUUGUAUUCGAACAAAUGAAUCAAGGCAAAAAAUUACCAUCAUUAGCCAAAUGUCUCGAAAUGGAAUUCCGUAUCUCUCAACAUUUCCUUGAAAAACCAGACUUUUUCGAAGGUGUUCGUGCUCUCUUAGUUGACAAAGAUAAGAAUCCAAAAUGGAACCCAUCCUCAAUCGACCAAGUUUCAGACGAUUUAGUUAAAUCCUAUUUUGCUCCAUUAAAAUCUGAUCAAGAAUUAAAAUUAUAA
Molecule: messenger RNA, 1131 nt
Organism: Dictyostelium purpureum
Lineage: Eukaryota; Evosea; Eumycetozoa; Dictyosteliales; Dictyosteliaceae
Exons: 4
Coding region: 1-1131 (376 amino acids)
Biological process (GO): L-valine catabolic process
Cellular component (GO): mitochondrion
Molecular function (GO): 3-hydroxyisobutyryl-CoA hydrolase activity
Source: RefSeq, a predicted model, not a curated record